Molecule: messenger RNA, 3057 nt
Organism: Prunus armeniaca (apricot)
Lineage: Eukaryota; Viridiplantae; Streptophyta; Magnoliopsida; Rosales; Rosaceae
Source: the annotation of a GenBank genome assembly
AUGUCUCCAACUCCAGGGGCUGGUAUUCUUCCUACACCGCCUUCUGUUUCUACUCCCUCCGGUUUUCAGGCUACCUCUUCUCCAGCCUAUGGGCCUUCUUCUCAGAAUUUUGGUCGUGGGAGGUUUCCUAAUCAUCGUCCUACCAAUCGUGGUGGUUAUUUUGCUCCGAGGCCAUCCGGUGGUUUUCCUAGGUCUGGUAUCACACCUGAAUGUCAAAUCUGCUCUAAGCGUGGUCAUACUGCUGUGAAUUGCUUUUAUCGCAACCCUUCCUCUACAUCAUCUCCUUCCUCUUCUGUGGUGGAGUGCCAGAUUUGUGGCAAACGUGGCCAUGGUGCUCUUGAUUGUUAUCAUCGCUCAAAUUAUGUCUAUCAAGGCUCUCCUCCACCACCUACUCUCAAUGCUAUGACUGCUCAAGUCUCCUAUGCUCCUGAGACUCUGUGGAUUGCAGACAGUGGUGCUAGCCAUCAUAUGGUGUCCAAUGUCAAUACUUUGGAGUCUGCUCAGCCUUGUGCUUCUGAGAAUAGAGUAACAGUUGGCAAUGGGGAAGGUUUGCCUGUUGCUCAUAUUGGUCAUGCCUCCGUUUCUAGUUCCUCUUCUGUUUUACACAUGUCUAAUGUGUUCCAUGUCCCUAAACUCACUGCUAAUUUGAUGUCUGUGCAUCAGCUUUGUAAGGAGAACAAUUGCUCUAUGAUAUUUGAUCAGUUUGGGUUUUCUAUACAGGACAAGGUCACCAAACAGGUGCUGCUCACAGGGAGGAGUCAUAGUGGCCUCUAUCUGAUUCCUGGUGUGGCUGCUUUCUCCUUACCUCCUAAUAAAGCUGCUUCUCAUGAAGUGGCUUAUCUUGGACAACAGGUCAAGUUCUCCUUGUGGCACAGUAGGUUAGGACAUCCUACUAAUGAAGUGGUUCAUAGUAUGCUUAAGUCUGCUAGCUUACCUCACAUAGUCGAUUCUCACCCUCACAUUUGCCAAUAUUGUUUGAGUGGCAAAAUGCAUAGUUUACCAUUUCCUACUCAUCAUAAUAAAGCUGUAACUCCCUUUCAUCGGAUUCAUAGCGAUGUAUGGGGACCAUCCCCUUGUAAAUCUUUUCAAGGAUAUCGAUACAUUGUUACGUUCAUUGAUGAGUUCACUGGUUUCUCUUGGAUCUAUCCAAUGUUUGCAAAAUCAGAGCAGUUAUUAAGUACUUUCAGAGUGAUGGGGGGUGGUGAAUAUGUUAGCAAUCGAUUUCAUGAGUUUCUCAGUUCCAAAGGCAUCGUGCAUCAGUUUUCUUGUCCUUACAAACCUCAACAAAAUGGUUUAGCCGAAAGAAAGAACAGACAUCUGGUUGAGACUGCAAUUACCUUAUUGUCAGAGGCUUCUCUUCCUCAACACUUUUGGUUUCAUGCUAUAUCUCACUCUAUAUAUCUUAUCAAUCGCAUGCCUAGCAAAGUUCUUGAUCACAAGUCUCCUUAUUUUCGGUUAUUUCAUCAACACCCAGAUAUUCAACAUUUACGGAUUUUUGGUACUGCUGUGUAUCCCUGUUUCAGAUCCAUCAAUCAAAACAAGCUUCAGGCUCGAACUACAUUAUGUGUUUUUCUAGGCUACCUCAUGGGAUACAAAGGCAUUCUUUGUUUCAAUAUGUCUACUGCCAAGUUGCUUGUGUCUCGGGAUGUUGUUCAUGAUGAAGGCAUGUUUCCUUUUAAACAAGGCGUCCCUGUUUUAGGCUCAUCUUCAUCUUCGGUUGCAUCAACCUCUAGUGCACCCAUCUCUGUUGUUUUACCUAUCCUAUCUCAUGCAGAUGUUCCUCCUCCGUUAUCUGAUCCUCCAGCCAUUCCUCCUAUUCCUAUUGCCUCUGUGUCUUCUCCCUUAGGCCCAAGAACAUCACACUUCUCUUCUCCAUCUGUUGUUCAUGAUCAAGAGCCAAUUCCCACUGUUCUGCCAACUCUUACUCAUCAACAAUUGGAUGUGUUGUUUCCUAGUCUUGAUUCCUCUAGUGCUUCAGAUAUCUCUCCUACUAAUCACCAUUCUAUGCAAACCAGAUCAAAGUCUGGUGUCACUAAAAGAAAAGAUUUUACAGAUUAUGAGUGUUAUCACACUAGUUUACUUGCUCUGCCUGAACUGGAUGAACCAUCUAGUUAUAGAGUUGCUCGGUAUUCUCCUGAGUGGGUCACUGCUAUGCAAGAGGAAAUCUCAGCUUUAAAUACCCAGGGUACUUGGACACUGGUUCCUCCUCCUCCUGGUGUGAAUAUAGUUGGUAGCAAGUGGAUUUACAAGGUGAAAAGAAAUUCAGAUGGAAAUGUGUCUAGGUACAAAGCUCGGCUAGUGGCUCAAGGCUUUAGUCAAACUCAGGGAUUCGAUUAUUCAGAAACCUUCAGCCCUGUUGUUAGACACACGACUGUACGGCUUAUUCUUAGCUUAGCUGCUAUGCAUGGUUGGCAAUUAAGACAAUUGGAUGUAAAGAACGCAUUUUUACAUGGAGAUCUUGAGGAAGAAGUCUAUAUGAAGCAACCUCAAGGUUUCGAGGAUUCCACCCAUCCUCAAUAUGUUUGCAAGUUACGCAAAUCUCUUUAUGGCUUAAAGCAAGCCCCUAGGGCAUGGAAUGCCAAAUUCACAGGAUACCUACCUGCCAUUGGUUUCACAGCUUCUCAGUCUGAUCCUAGCCUGUUUGUUAAGAAAGAAGGUUCUGAAAUAGUUAUUCUUUUGUUAUACGUGGAUGAUAUUAUCCUUACGGGUUCCAGUACAAGUCUUGUUCAAACUACAAUUGAGGAGUUAAGUUCUGUAUUUGAAAUGAAAGACAUGGGGCAGUUAACAUAUUUCUUGGGCUUACAAAUCUCUUAUCUGAGUACAGGUUCAAUUUUUGUUAGUCAGCAAAAGUAUGCAAAGGAGCUACUCGCAAAGGCUGGUAUGACAACUUGUAAAGCUUGUUCCACACCUUGUAAGCCUUAUACACAAGUUCUUCAGACUGAAGGUGAACCAUUGAACGAUCCAUCUUUAUAUCGUAGCAUUGUUGGCGCUCUUCAGUAUCUGACUUUUACAAGGCCAGACUUAGCAUAUUCUGUGAAUACUGUUUGCCAUAUAUGA